CCUUGUUCGGUGUUUUAUCAAUCUUAGGGCCUUUUGAUAGCUUACGCACCGAUGGCGGCUGGACUAUAGAUCGCAAACGCAGGGGGCUCCCGCGUGCUUGCUCUGUCACAAAGGGCCGCCCGUGCGUGGCUGAGUCGCUGGUCUCUGUUGCUUUUCUCUCGUCGUCACGGGAGCAAGAAGCCCCUAAGCAAGCAAGAGCAAGGAGGCGCGGCCCGUCGUGGUGCCUUCGUCUGUAGGGGCCUGGCUGGGGUGGCGCUCGCUUCUGGCAAGGCGCUGGGUGCCGCUAAUGUAAACAGCUGCGCCUCUUCGAGAGGAAACCUGUGCGCAGUUAUAUUCAUGAUGGAUGCCUAUGCUGUAUGGCGUGCUUGAGUUGUACUAAAUCGCCUUCCAUGGCGGUUUGGAUGUGGCGUGCUGUAGCGGCUCUACAGUCUACACUCUUGCAGCGGUCACUGAAAGAAUGGCUUUGGAGUACCGCGGCCCGUAUGACUGACUGCGCGAGGCUGCUCCAGCCGUCAGCUACCUCGAUGCGGCUUAUGGCCAGUCUGCCACUUUGUUGGCUGGCGCCCUCCACGGGGCACGGCAGGUAUAGCGAAGCACACUUUUGAUCGCCCAUGCUCGUACAUUAAGAGAUGGAAGUGGACGAGGAAAGCACUCACGCCAACGGCCUCCGCUGGUGCUUGGGUGUCAAUGGUGUAAGCCUAUUACUGAGCUGGGCCAGCACUCUCAGGAGAGUGCGACAGAGAGUCGAAGGGAGAGCGAACGUCUUUAGAUGAGUAGGAGUCGCGGUCUGGUCGGUGGCACGAGGUGGCGGCCACUAGCCUCGCGCAUCUGCAAGCCGGAGGCAUCGCGCUGGCCCUUUGCGUGUUCCUUCGUUCGUUGCAGCUGCGUGAGCAAUCAAGGCAACAAAGCGCCACGCGCAAGAGAUUCAGUCGCAGGGCAGGGCUUCUGGUGAUCAGAUGACGGGUCUACUUCCGUGUUGUAGAGCGGCCACGGGGUCGCCCCUUAUGUGCGUCGCGACGCGCGUGGGGGUAAUACUAAUAUAUAUGCUCCAGGGGUGGAGGCUCCCCCCUGUGGAUGGACCGGCGGUGGCGUCCGCGCGCCCUUUUUUCCGCAGUGGUGACAGGUGAGGGCCUUGGGGGGCGAUCGAAGGCCCCGGAAGGCUCCUGGCCGCUCUCCGCAUGUAAGUACCCCAGCGGCGUCUUGACUCUUGGACCCUAUCUGGGGAACGGCCUCCGAGGAAAGAAGACCGUCGAAGGCGUGGCCCCUUUGGCCCUCAUUACACUUCCACCGCGUGGCAGCGUCCGCCACGACCAAACGCCCGGAGGGUUGAGGGCCAAAGGUGAGGGGAUUGACGGGAAGGCGUGCCCGCUUGGGUUCUGUCGGAUACUGGCCUGGUUCCACCUCCCAAGAGGGUCCCGCAGUGAGGGGCCCGCGCCUUGGGGGUCGUCUGGUACAUGCAACAAGCCGCAACAGGCCAAACGGGGCCAGGCCUUGCCACCUCUGCCACCUUCGGAAGCCUCGACCUCCCGGCCUUCGGUGCUUCCACGGCCUCCCGGCUGGGGGCUUUGUAGGGUCCAGGCAAGGAGCGGGAAGGGGUCGGGGGUGGGCGCUUGGAGGAUAGCCGGCUCGGCUGUCCUUCCGCGAGAAGGGUCUGGGGCGGGGCCCCCCCUCAAGAAGUUAGAUCGAUGGGGCGUUGGCCCCUGGACCAUGCACACGCGGCGCCCGCGACGCAGGGAAACCAACCAAGGGCAGCGCCGACGCUGGGAAAAAGAAGCCGGGACAACACGCAGAAAGCGCGCAGCGCAGUUGCCACUGUCGGCGCGGUGGGAGUUCGACUUGGCUUGAGGGUCUUCCGCGGCUAAAAUGAAAGAGAGCUGCGUGAGUGUGGCAUGGGAUCCACGGGGACGGCAGACGCGGUCUUGCAGAGGCCCCGCGGCCUGCUUGUUAGGACCACGCGGCCGCCUGUCUUGAUGAAGGGAGGCCACUCUUGUGCCCGCUGGGUCAGGCCAUACGCAGGUAGGCCGACGAAGCAUAAGCGGCCCCGUCGCGCUUUUAGGGCGCGAGGGCCAGCGGAGCUGGAUGCAGGUGGCUUUUGUGUGGAGUUCUUGCCGCUUGUCAUGUCCGUGCGUGGGAUCCAUCGCGGGAAGGUUCCCGAGGACAGAGCGCCAGGCGGAGCGGGUGCAGAGCGAUACAACAGAGGGCCCCGCGCUGCGCCAGGGCAACCGAUCUGCCACGGGAAGACAGCCGGCGCGGCCCACGUUCCUCGCGCGCUUCGUUCUUGGCUUGCACCGCGUGCUGGGUCGCUGGGUCUCUUGGCGGGGCUAUCGGUGUGAGAACAUAAUCGCGCAGCCGCAGGCCCGUCGGUUUCUACUAGCUACGCCACCCUCUCGCGCCGCUUCAUAAUUAUGCCUCCAUACUUACGAGCGGCGACUACGAAGACACGCACGAGAGCGCAAGUGGGAGAUAGGACUAUAAACAGUGGCACUGGCAAGGCUCGGUCGCUAGUGUAAGCUACCUGUGGCGCUGCAUGGGAACGGGCUUCUCUAUCAUCUUGGAUUGUUCGCCGCAUCAUCAUCUAUAAUUUAUCUACCCCCGUCCUCCAUCUCUGAUUCCCCUGCGAGAAGAUGCACUACGGACGUCUGAGUUGGGCGGCCUCCUCCUAGUGUAGCUGCCGCAGCGGUGACCACUGCAAUCGGAUAUGGGCAGAUGCGCCCGCAGAUGGCGGCUUAUAGCGCUGCUACGUAGAACGAAGCUCCAGUCAUGGGCGUCAGAAUGCUUGCGAGCAGGCUUAGUGAGCUGUGGCGUGGGUCGUUGUGUCCUCGUUUUAGAGCGUGUUAGUGCCACGGCCUGCGGGCUGAUUAUAUAUAGAUCGUGAGCACCGCUCAAAACUGCGCGCUGGCCCUUCUCUGCAGCAGAAGGGGGCUCGCCGAUGUCUGUGGGGCCGCGUCGUCAUGGGACUAUCUACCUUGCCCAUUGGUUGGCGGGGCGCUCGCUUCUGGCAAGGUACUGGGCACCGCUCGCGCAAUCAUUGGCACCACAGGCACGCCGUGCACAGUUAUGAUGCCCACUUCUUAUAGAACCAAAAAAAAACUACUCGCCCUCAGCUACUUAAAAACUUCUCUUGUUGUUAAACUAGGUAGCUUCAAUAGCUAGCUAAUUAAGUAGUUGACGGAGGAUCCCUGCAGCCGGAGGCAAGAGGACCAGGACUCGGAGAGGCAGGCGAAGGUCGUUGGACAUAUAUACAGGCCAAGCCCGCAAGAAUCUGACAUGACUGAAGGUAGAUCUAGAAGGAAAUAUGUGGCGCAUUGGUCUCGUGGAUCCACCUGGAUCCACGCGACCACAAGCAUCGCUAUUUCUUCCUAGACACCUUCAACCAUUAUCAUUUUCUUGUGGGGUGCGCCUGUAUAUUUGGCAACCUUCGCUCGUCUGCGUCUCCCAGACUCGGCCCUCUUGCUGCCAGCUGCAGACGUCCUCCGUCUAUUAUCGUAGUAGAGUCUUGCGAUCUAAAUCCUGUCUCGCUUCCAAUCCGGUCCUUCCACGUUCUCAAUGCCUUAAGUUCUAAAAAGUUACAAUCUUAAAAGUCUCCCGAUGAUGGUACUACUAUGGUAAAGGUUAGAAGCUCAAAAGUAUCACGAUGGCGAUCAUGCCCCUGGUGCUUUAAUGUUCAAAAUAAAAAUCUGCACGCUUCUGGUUUCUGCUCGUGUUUCUAUCCAAAUAAAAAAUUGACGAUCACGCCCCGGCACUCUUUCGAAAAGUAUUGGACUCGUUUGCUUUUUCUUGUUCUUGGUGCUGUUUAAAAUCGUGAAAAAAUGAAUUGAUGCAUCUCGAUGAAUUUCCUGACUCCUAUGGUGUUACUGGUAUAAAAUAUUGGCCUACUUUUACUUGCAUGAUUUUCACACUUUCCCGCUCAAGACCCAAAACAACCCGACAGGGAAAAAGUACGAACCUGAACGACUUCGGUCACAACUUGAACGACUUCGGUCAACCUGCGUUAGCUUAGCUAAAAAACCUGCACUAGUAAUUUUUUACUGUUACAAAAUAUCCGGCCCGUUUUCUGUUCUCCUGCCCGCUGCUACGAAUGCACCGGACUGACCUGGUAGUCGGUUUCUUGAUGAGAGACAACGCCGAGAGACCACUAAGCUACAAUAUUACGACUAUCUAACUAGCUAGCUAGUGAAUCUAGGUAGUUUAAGGUGACUAAAAGUUUUUAAGUAGCUGAGGGUGAGUAGUUUUUUUUUGGUUAUAUCUUAUGGAGGCGUGCUUGCGAAGUAUGGAAAGGCCUUCGCGGUGCGUAUGGAUAUGGCGCUAUGUGCCUACAAGCGGUUAUUGCAGAUCACUCCGUGGAGGAUCUUACCCACAUACAACUGAGGCUGCUCCAGCUGCCACUUGCUUCGGCUCCGCUCGUUUCUAGCCUACGCCGUUGCUGCUUCGCACCCUGCUGGACAUGUAUUGUGAGAGUAGACGCGCCGCCAUUCGAGAACAGGAAGCUCAGGGCAAUUUGAAACGCGCAGGCACGUCCAUGCCAUCUCGUAUUAUAAGAAAGGGAAGCGCAAACGCAAAGCGGGUCAGAUGAGUGGCCUCCCGUGGUGCUUGGGUGUUACGGGUCUAGAUCUAUCUUUUAGCAAGCUCUUGCUGGGUCAGCGCUCUAAGGAGAGACAGAGGCAUCCUUGGAGAAAGAAAGAAAAUCGGUGGACGAGUCGCGACCUGGUGGUGUGAAGUGGUGGCCACUGGCCCCGGACACUGUCACUGGCACCACGUUGCGACCCGGAUGCAUUGCGCUGGCCCUCUUCAGGUGCAGCUGCGUGGAUUGCCACGACAGGCAACACAGCGCCACGCGCAGAAGCUCCUGUCGCGCGACUGGACAUCUGACAGCAAGACAAGGGUCGACAAAAUCGGUGCCCAUUUUGCGUGUUGGAGGGCGGCCGCGGUGUCGCUCAGUUCCUUCUGAUAUGCAUCGCGACGGGCUUGCGGGUUAAUACUUAAUUUACGCGACGCAGGGGGCGGGCCCGCAACGUAGGGGAACCAAGACCAGCGCCUACGAUGUCAAACACCCAGAGACCGGGAGGACACGCAGAAAGCACGCAGCGUAGCUGCCACAGUCGGGGCGCUAGGGUGAGGGCGUCGGCUUGGCUUGAGGAUCUUGCUUGGCUAGAAAGGGGGGCUGGUGAACCUGG
This is a messenger RNA of Amoebophrya sp. A25, 5174 nucleotides long. NCBI's taxonomy places the organism in Eukaryota, Dinophyceae, Syndiniales, Amoebophryaceae. The record is from the annotation of a GenBank genome assembly.